Molecule: messenger RNA, 1221 nt
Organism: Pterocles gutturalis (yellow-throated sandgrouse)
Lineage: Eukaryota; Metazoa; Chordata; Aves; Pterocliformes; Pteroclidae
Gene: DDC
Product: dopa decarboxylase (aromatic L-amino acid decarboxylase)
Exons: 9
Biological process (GO): catecholamine metabolic process; serotonin biosynthetic process; carboxylic acid metabolic process
Molecular function (GO): aromatic-L-amino-acid decarboxylase activity; pyridoxal phosphate binding
Source: RefSeq, a predicted model, not a curated record
GCUCACUCAUCAGUGGAAAGGGCUGCACUAAUUGGUGGUGUGAAGAUGAAAAAUGUUUCUUCAGAUGAUACUUUUAGUGUUUGUGGUUCAGCCCUAAAGAAAGUUUUGGAUGAAGACAAAGCUUCUGGUCUUAUCCCAUUCUUUUUCUGUGCAACACUUGGAACCACACCUUGCUGCUCCUUUGAUAAACUGCUAGAACUGGGUCCUAUUUGUAAUAAGGAAAAUGUCUGGAUGCAUAUUGAUGCAGCUUAUGCUGGGAGUGCAUUCAUCUGCCCUGAAUUCAGGCAUCUUUUAAAUGGAGUGGAGUUUGCAGAUUCAUUUAACUUCAAUCCUCACAAAUGGCUCCUAGUGAAUUUUGACUGCUCUGCUAUGUGGGUGAAAAAAAGAUCAGAUUUAAUAGGUGCCUUUAAAUUAGAACCUCUUUACCUGCAGCAUCACCAUCAGGAGUCUGGCCUUGUAACAGAUUAUCGGCACUGGCAAAUCCCUCUGGGGAGGAGGUUCCGCUCCCUGAAGCUCUGGUUCGUGCUGAGGAUGUAUGGAGUCACGGGACUGCAGGAGCACAUCCGCAAGCACGUCAGGCUGUCGCAUCAGUUUGAACAUUUAGUCCGUCAGGAUGAAAGAUUUGAGAUCUGUGCUGAAGUUGUCUUGGGACUAGUCUGUUUUCGGCUGAAGGGCUCAAAUGAACUAAAUAAGGCGCUUCUUAAAAGCAUAAAUGAGGCCAAGAAGAUUCAUCUGGUCCCGUGCCACCUACGAGAGAAGUUCGUGCUACGUUUUGCUAUUUGUUCCCGCACAGUGGAAUCCACCCACGUCAAGUUUGCUUGGCAGCACAUCUCACAGCUGGCAACUGAUCUUCUGAAAACAUGGGAGCAAAACCACCACCAGCAGUAACAGCACUGAGUAGCAGUGGGGAGGAGGUAAUUAACUGGCUUUCUCUGUGUUGCCAAGUUUUAUUUUAGGGGCAGGUGGGAAAGUCAAAUUAUGAAGGAAAAAAAUACAAAACCUGUUGUUAUAUAGCCCAGCUGCAGUAGCAGAAUCCUUGGCAGCAAGUUGUGUUGCAACCUUAGUCAUUCUUUCUCUGUACUGUAGUUUCAUUUUGCCUGUUUCCAGGAUGCACAUAGCCAUGGGGGCUUGAGCUGUCCUUUCUUACCAGUUUGUAAUCCAGAGCAUUUAUUGAACCAGGCAAUGGAAAUGGAAGGAUUAGUGGUUCCUCCGUUGUCCCCA